Osmia bicornis bicornis is the source of this 2466-nucleotide messenger RNA. Its product is annotated as mitochondrial potassium channel ATP-binding subunit. Gene Ontology annotation, molecular function: ABC-type oligopeptide transporter activity; ATP hydrolysis activity; ATP binding. The record is from RefSeq and is a predicted model, not a curated record. NCBI's taxonomy places the organism in Eukaryota, Metazoa, Arthropoda, Insecta, Hymenoptera, Megachilidae. Gene Ontology annotation, cellular component: membrane. Gene Ontology annotation, biological process: transmembrane transport.
AAAAUUUCAAUUUACAUAUAGCGCAAUAUCUGUGACAAAAAUAUGAGUUAACCUAAUGUUGUUCAAUGUCAUUUUUUAGGUCACAGACGUAGACGAUAGACAACAUGAAUGUUCCUAAUAAUUAAUGAAAAACUACGAAAGCAAUAUUUAAAAAUGGUUUAUAUGUAUUUAACGUUUUAUAUGUAAUUUCAUUGAGAUAAUAAUUGAAACAUCAUAGGUUUUCAAAAGUGAACUGCAGAUAAAAUACUAUUUUAUAAAAAUGUCUAUUAUAUUACGAACAGUGUUAUUUAAACCUCAUAUUAAUUAUUCAAGAAACCCAAGGAAUUCACUAUUAGUGUUUGUGUCAAAACACAGAAAUAAACCAUUCAACAUAACUAAAAGAAAAUUGAAUGACAAUGUUCAAAAACCUACCAUAAGUAAUACUUCUACCUCAAGAAUCUUGCCAUCUAUUUUAAAAUUUGGUUUCAGUAGUUUAGGAGGAAUAGCAACUGCAUGCUUGCUAAAGUCCCAAAAUUCUAUUGUACAAAGUAAAUCACUUAAACUUUCAAAAGAUGUUAAACAUGAUGACAAAGAAUUAAAUUUUAAAUGGAAAAAAUUUUUAACAUAUCUGUAUCCAUAUUUUUGGCAAUUAUUGGUAGCAUUAUCAAGUGCCCUGAUCGUUGCUAUUUUAAACAUUUGGAUCCCACAAGGUGUGGGUAAUGUUAUAAAUGUGUUGACACAACUUUAUCAAAGUAAAGAAGAUGAUGUCAGAAAUAUGCUCAGCCAGCUUACAGAGCCUGCAUUUGCAAUGGCUCGUUUGUAUAUUGCUCAAGCAUUUUUUACAUUUGUGUACAUCUAUACACUUUCUCACGUGGGUGAAAGGAUAGCGAUGAAUUUACGAGACGAUUUGUUCAAAUCAAUAAUAAUGCAAGAUAUCACGUUUUUCGAUAAAAAUCGUAGUGGUGAAAUAGUAAGUCGACUAACCACUGAUAUCCAAGAUUUUAAAAGCACUUUUAAAAUUUGUAUAUCACAAGGUUUGAGAAGUUUUACACAAAUCAUUGGAUGUGUAGUAUCUGUAAUAAUGAUUUCACCACAACUGACCACUGCUAUGGUACUGUCUAUGUCCUCUAUAAUUCUUGUUGGUUCAGUGCUUGGGAAAAGUUUACGAAAAUUAUCAACAGAAGCACAGAAUCAAGUUGCUAAAUCUACAGCUGUUUGCGAGGAAGCUAUACAAAAUAUUAGAACGGUAAAAGCAUUUGCAGCAGAGGAGAAGGAAGUAGAAAUGUUUUCUGAAGAAGUUAAAAAAAGUGCUCAAUUAUAUGAAAAAUUAGGUUUUGGAAUUGGUAUGUUCCAAGCAGGAACAAAUUUGUUCCUUAAUGGGAUUUUACUUUGCACAUUAUAUUUUGGUGGACAUUUAUUGUCUACUGGACAAUUAUCUGCAGGAGACUUAAUGGCAUUUUUAAUGGCUACACAAACGAUACAAAGAUCUCUAUCUCAAUUAUCUCAAUUAUUUGGAACAUAUGUUAGAGGUAUUAGCGCUGGCGCUAGAAUAUUUGAGUACCUGGACCUGCCGCCAUCACCAAUGAUGGUUAGCGGUGAAAUAAUCACAGAUCAGUCUCUUGCCGGAAAUAUAACUUUUAAAGAUGUGAAAUUUAGGUAUCCUACUAGACCGGACCAUGUUAUAUUAAAGCAUUUUAACUUACACAUUCCUGCCGGAAAGACGGUAGCUAUUGUUGGCUCCAGCGGUAACGGGAAGUCGACGAUAGCCACGUUGCUAGAAAGAUUUUAUGAUGUUAACGAGGGAGCAAUUAUGAUUGACGGUAAAGACUUAAGGUCGCUCAAUGCUCGGUACCUCAGAGGUAACGUUUUAGGAUAUAUAGAUCAAGAACCUAUUUUAUUUGCUACCAGUAUUAUGGAAAAUAUACGGUAUGGAAAGCCUGAUGCUACAAAUGAAAAUGUUGUUGAAGCUGCCAAAGAAGCAAAUGCUCAUGAAUUUAUCAUGAAGUUCCCGAACGAGUAUGAUACACAAGUUGGUGAAAGAGGAACACAAUUAUCUGGAGGUCAAAAGCAGCGUAUCGCUAUUGCACGAGCUUUACUCAAAAGGCCGUCCAUUCUAAUUUUGGAUGAAGCUACAAGUGCAUUAGAUUACGAGAGUGAAAGAAUCGUCCAAAAGGCACUAGAAAAUGUUGUACGUGGUAGAACAGUUUUAGUAAUUGCUCAUAGGUUGAGUACAAUUAAAAAUGCUGAUAUGAUCGUUGUUCUACAACGUGGAGCGAUCGCAGAAAUGGGUACCCACGCAGAUCAUAAAAAGAAGGGUCUAUAUUAUACUUUAGUAAACGAACAAGAUAGAGAAAACAAAUGAUGUUAGUGAAAUUCUAGACUAUAAUACAAUUAUUGAAAUAACUAUUUAUUUAUGUAGGGAAUGUUUGGUGGACUACCUCAGGGUUUAAUAUGUACACACUUAUAAAUAUACGCGUAUCUUAUUAA